Messenger RNA from Eufriesea mexicana, 1416 nucleotides. It is a transcript of the gene Grasp65, whose product is annotated as Golgi reassembly-stacking protein 2. Lineage: Eukaryota; Metazoa; Arthropoda; Insecta; Hymenoptera; Apidae. Gene Ontology annotation, biological process: Golgi organization. Gene Ontology annotation, molecular function: protein binding. Gene Ontology annotation, cellular component: Golgi apparatus. The record is from RefSeq and is a predicted model, not a curated record.
UGAUAGGCUACGUCACCAACGAAUUUACCAAGUGACAUAAGAAGUUUUCUCAUCAAAAAUGGGAUCUUCUCACAGUAUCGAAAUACCAGGAGGUGGCACAGAAGGUUACCAUGUAUUGAGGGUACAAGAAGGUUCUCCUGGUCAAAAAGCUGGUCUAGAAGCAUUUUUUGAUUUUAUCGUAGCAAUUGGAAAUACUCGCUUGGAUCAAGAUAAUGAUACAUUAAAGGAACUUCUUAAAAAUGGUGUAGAUAAAAAAUUAACAAUUACAAUAUAUAGCAGUAAAACACAAUCUGUAAGGCAAACUGUUGUAGUACCCAGUCUUACGUGGGGUGGACAGGGUCUUCUUGGAGUGAGUGUAAGAUUUUGUUCUUUUGAGGGUUCUAAUGAAAAUGUUUGGCAUGUUCUUGAAGUGCAUCCAUCCUCUCCUUCAUUCACAGAUUAUAUUAUUGGUGCUGAUUCAGUUUUACAUGAAUCUGAAGAUUUAUUUACUUUGAUAGAAACACAUGAAUAUCGAUCUUUAAAGUUGUAUGUAUAUAAUACAGAAGAUGAUUCUUGUAGAGAAGUUACAAUUAUACCCAACCAUACUUGGGGUGGAGAAGGAAGUUUAGGUUGUGGAAUUGGAUAUGGAUAUUUGCAUAGAAUACCCAUUAGAAAUAUUCAAGAGCAUAAAUCGAAUAAUUUGUACAAGAGUAAUGUUAAAUCUACUAUUACAAAGCCAAUUACAUCAAAUGCUACUCAUACAGAAGGAAGUAAUGUUGUUACAAACAUACCGCCAGGUUUUUCUAUUUCUCCAAAUUACAUUUCAUCGCAGGAAAAUAUUACAAAAUCUGAACUUGAAACUACUACAAUGAUGCAAAGUAUGUAUACACCAAGUGUUCAAACAUACACUGCAUCUCAAUUGAAUCCGGCUACAAUUGGCGGAUCUACUACUACUAGUUCUGUAUCUCAUGUUGCAUCUAAUCAAAGUGCUAUAAGUAUGACAUAUAAUAAUGAUCCUGUAUCACAUCAAAAUACAAUGCCGAAUAUACCUGGAAUGCCAACUACUUCACCGUUACCAACUUUUACUACUAAUACAACGAUCUUGAAUGAAGCAACUGGUAUUGUUGGAAUGACAAAAGAUUUUACAACUGUACAGAGUGGCAUGUCAUCACCAAUACAAUACAAUGUGCCUCAAUCUCAUAUAGUAACGACACCUAUAUCGUUGCCCGGAAUGCCACCUAUUACUGUUAGUGCAAGUCUACCACAGAAUACAUCUUUCUGUUCACCUGCUCUUCAACAAAAUGAAUUAACCGGUGUUAGUACAGAUCCUAUAUCUACAAUACCAUCAACGCAGUAACGACUAUAUUAUUUCUAAUGAAAAUAUCUGUUUUAUAACAAAGUACAUAUUGAAAAAUAAAAGUAAAAUAAAGAGCGCAA